Aphidius gifuensis is the source of this 1917-nucleotide messenger RNA. RefSeq lists its product as uncharacterized. Bases 157 to 891 code for a protein of 244 amino acids. The record is from RefSeq and is a predicted model, not a curated record. The transcript has 2 exons. NCBI's taxonomy places the organism in Eukaryota, Metazoa, Arthropoda, Insecta, Hymenoptera, Braconidae.
UUUUUAAAUUUGUGAGAAAAAAAAAAAAGUGUUUCGAAGGAGAUUUGAACUCACGGACUUCGGAUUUAAAAUCGAGCGCGCUAUCCCCAAGACCACGGCUCAAUCUUAUUGGAUGUUGGAAGUAGAAGAUAAAUCUUUUGUUAAAUAAUAUUAAAAAUGGAUCAACUCCCAGACCAGAUUCACCUGAAAAAUAAAUUCUCUCAAGCAUAUGCUCAGCUUAAAGAAAAUCCGAAUGCUUUGGGGAUUGUAAAGAACAUUUGCGAAAUUCGAGAUUACAUAAAACGUUACAAUAGAUCAUUAGGUGGCCUCACAGGAUCUAGAAAGAAAAUGACUGGUGCAACAGUUGCAUUGUUGACUACUUGGAAAUGUAAAUUAGAGCAUUUCCAGAAAAAAGGCGGUAUGGUUGAUGAGUCUACAAUACACCAAAACCAUGCUGAUGCUAUUGAUGCAAGAAUCCAAUGGAGUGACUUAGAAAGUGCUUUUAAAAACCAAAUGAAAACUGGAAUGAUUAUUAAUAUAUUACAUAAAAAUUUAGAUUUAUUUCUUGAAGAUGCAAAAAUGAUGUUGAUUGAUCGUUUAAAAAAUGAAUUAACCAAAAAGAGCGCUAUUAAACUUAAUACAAUUUUGGUUUGUAAUUUUCAAAUUGUUAAACAAGAAGAAAUAGAAAUUGAGACAAAAUAUUUUAGUUUUGGAUGUAUGGAAAUAUUGCAAUCAUCAAAUCUUGAUGAUAUUUUAUCAAAUAACUUUGAGAUACUUAAAGCUGAUCUGGAAGAGAAAGAAAUGCGUGGUUCAGGUUGGACCUUCCAUGAAACUCUACAUUUAGAAAUAAAUAUAAACGAGUAUGUACCUUUACGUGGUGGUUCAUCAACUUUUAUUGAAAUGCCUGAUUAGAUUAUAAAAACAAAAUCAGUUGUAAACGUUAUAAAUUAUAAAGAUAAUUAUUUCUUUAUUUGGAGUGUGCUAGCUGCCACGCACAAGGUUCCACAUCCAAACAGAGUCACAUCAUAUGAGAGAUACAUGGAUGAUUUAAAUCUGGAUGGAAUAACAUUUCCAAUGAGUUGGUGUAAAAUAAAACAAUUUGAAAAAAAUAACAAUUUGAAAAUAAAUGUAUAUGGCAUUGAUAACACUGAUGAUUUAGAUGAUGAAUCCAAUGAUGAAGAAGGCGAUAGCGUUGAUGAUUCAAAUGGUACAAAUAAGAAAAAAAAAAAAGAGACGUCAAGAAAGGAUUGUUCCAUAUUAUUUGGGUAAUAAUGAUGCAUCAAAUCAUCCAACAAUUCAUCUUUCAAUUAUUGAAAAGCCUGAGAAAAAAGUUGAUGGAUUCCAAGAUGAAUCAGCAGAUGAAGAUGAUGAUGAAGAAGAAGAAAGUGAUGAAGAUUAUGAUGAAUAUGAUUUUAAUAAUAUUACAAAUAAAAGAAAAUUUGGUGAAUUCUCAAACCAUCACUUUGCUUACAUUAAAAAUUUAUCUAGGUUAAUUAGUGCACAAGUUUCAGCAUAUAAUGGCAAAAAAUUUAUAUGUGAUCGUUGUUUAUCAUAUUUCCAUUCUCAAAAAUCAAUCGAUUCUUAGAAUCCUGCAUGUAGAGAAAAGAAUCAAUAUGCAAUGGAGAUGCCAACAGAAAAAAACAAUAUUUUAAAGUUUAAAAAUUACAAAUAUCAGCUUCGAGUGCCUUAUGUAGUAUAUGCUGAUCUGAAAAGUAUAUUGGAAAAAGUAACAGAUAAUUCCAAUAAUUCGUUGAAAAAAACAAUUCAACAAAAACAUAUUGCAAACAGUGUAGCAUACUAUAUUAAAUGUUCUUAUGAUAAUACGCUCUCUAAAUUUAAACUAAAACGAGAUAAAAAUUGUAUUGAAUGGUUUAUAAAAGAGCUUGAAGAACUGGCACACAAUGUUGAUAAUAUAUUGGAAAAUAUCAAACCAACGUA